AUGGGGCGGGGAGGGUCAGAGCAUGCGGCUGCGCUCUCGAUCUCCUUGGAGGUGCGGGGGCUUGUAAAAGAAUGGGGCCCAGAAUGGACUCGGUCCUCUCUGCUGCAAUCUGGCCCUGCUCCCCAGCCUGCCCCUCACUCCCAAGGGAAGGGGUCAAGGGACGCCCCGCCCAGAUGCUCUGAAUUUGGGUGGUGGGGAGGCUCGUCUGGCUGGUUGAUGCAAGAAAGGGGCGGGCGUGGGGGAAAGGACGGAGCAGCCGUCAUCAUGUCAACUCCGCCUGGCAGGCCAGCCGGCACAGACCCCGAGCUCCGGCCUCCAGCCACGGUGCACGUUCACCCUGCUUCGAAAACCAGCGCGUCUAUCCAUUCCCUCCGCAGUUGUCUCUAUCAUCCAGCUACCACCCCACCCCUUCUCUAUUCAUUUUUUACCCGUCUGCUCCUUCGCAGCUCGGGUCCCCGCCCGGCCCGCACAGACUGGAGGGGAGGGGGGCUGGGACAACCGGCCGCCCGCUGCGCAGCCGCGCCCCUUCACGCAUGGGCGUGGCGUGACUCAGACCCAGCCCCCAGCGCUUGA
Molecule: messenger RNA, 573 nt
Organism: Balaenoptera ricei (Rice's whale)
Lineage: Eukaryota; Metazoa; Chordata; Mammalia; Artiodactyla; Balaenopteridae
Source: RefSeq, a predicted model, not a curated record